Juglans microcarpa x Juglans regia is the source of this 489-nucleotide messenger RNA. RefSeq names its product zinc finger protein 1-like. NCBI's taxonomy places the organism in Eukaryota, Viridiplantae, Streptophyta, Magnoliopsida, Fagales, Juglandaceae. The transcript has a single exon. Gene Ontology annotation, molecular function: transcription cis-regulatory region binding; DNA-binding transcription factor activity. Gene Ontology annotation, biological process: cytokinin-activated signaling pathway; trichome morphogenesis; gibberellic acid mediated signaling pathway. The record is from RefSeq and is a predicted model, not a curated record. Bases 1 to 489 code for a protein of 162 amino acids. Gene Ontology annotation, cellular component: nucleus.
AUGAGGGCUGCCUCUGAAAACACCAUCCUCCAUGCGUCUGAGUCUCCAAAAAUACCAUCAUCUGCAUUGAAGAUAUUUGGUUUUCCAGUCGCGGGCUGCGACAAUCAUCACAAUGAUCAUUUGCCCGUAACAGUACCAUGCGAUGCAAGUAGGAGGAGAUCGUUCGAGUGCCAAUACUGUCACCGACAGUUCUCGAAUCAUCAAGCACUUGGUGGCCAUCAGAACGCGCACCGGAGGGAACGACAAUGGGCCAAACAGGCCGAGUUCCUAGACGAACGCCAUCAUCAAUAUCCACGGUCUGUAGUAGCAGUCCCCAUAUUUAUCGCUGCGCACGAGGGGAGAUCACCAGGAUCGGCAGUACCAUUUGUAUGCUCGAGUACUAGUACUACUGUUUCCUCGAUCAUGGGUGGUCAUGCAACUGUUGAGUGGCCACAUCUGCUUCCUAGUGCCGGCACAGGCUCUGAUGUGGAUCCUACAAAAGCCCAUUGA